AAAAUAAAUAAAAAGUGAAGAAAGAGAGUGUAAAAAAGAAGUGAAAUGGACCCCACCUUCCCCUCUCAAAAAGCACAAUUCCCAAAGUCAUCACCCCUCUUUCUCUCUCUCUCUCCUAAAAACUCCGUCUUUCUCCCCGGGAAAUAUUUCUCCCCUUUCAUCCAAACAAAACCCCACGUUCUCUCUCUUCAAUUUCCUGUAUUCGGCGUUUUGGUCUUUGUUAAUCAACCCUAAAUGUUAAAGGUUUCAUUUAUUCACAGUUCAAUUGCUUGAUUUGCUUCUGAUUGGACACUACAACGACAUAAAAUCCCCACUGCUUGUUGGAGAGGCUGAUUAUGAUAGACUUGCAGAGAGACAGGAAAGAAGUGGUAUGCUAGUGGAGUAGUGGUAGAUCUCUUGCUUGACAUUCCUGUGACAGAUUGUCUUUUUAGUAGCAUAUGACUGGCUAUGGGUUCAGCCUGUUGUGUAGCUGCUAGGAAUACGACUGUUUCCAACAGAAGUGGAAAUGGAGAAUCUCAUAGGCAAGCCAGAUAUUCUCCGUCUUGGAGUUUCCGAUGGGACAAUUAUCGACGUGUGGCAGGUGAAAAUGAGAACCCUUCAUGUCAGUCUGGUGAUAGAACAAACUUAGAUGUUAGAAUAGAAUUGAAAGAUGGAAUAGGGUCAGAGAGAGGAGUGAUUUCAGACGGUGGUAGCCCUUUGGAUAAUCUUGGUACACCCAUCUCACUAAAGUCGCCCUCGUAUGAAGGGGUCAGCACAAACUACUUGUCUCCUUCAGAGACAUCUAUGACCAACAACCACUUUACAAAGAUGAACUCUAUAGAAGUGCCUGAAAUUGCUGCUGUUCCAGUUGCCCUUCAAUAUUCCAUGCCAUCAUGUUCAUCUUUCUCAACACCAGGUGAGCACUUGUGUUCACAUCGUCAGUUACUUCCUGCCAGUUCAACCCCAUCAAGACGAGCUCGACGUUCGCCUGGACAUCAACUCUUUAGGCAGAUUUCAGAUAGUAGAAUCCUGGGCUUGAAAUCCCCAAAUAGUAAUCCUGUCUCAGAAGGAAGACCAUCAUUUGUGCUCUCAACGUAUAGCAACGAUCUGGCUGGUGGGUCUUCUGAUGGAUGGUCAUUGCGCACAUUUUCUGAACUUGUUGCUUCUUCUCAAAGAGAAAGAUGGUCUUUUGACAGUGAGCGUUUUGGUUCUGGCCGUCACAAGAUAAGUGGAUCAAGCAGCAGGUUCUCUUAUUCCCCUUCCCUUGAUCUUCAAACAUGUGGAGCAUGCUUAAAGGUUUUGGCAGAGCUCUCAGUUGUUGCUGUUCUAGCAUGUGGUCAUGUAUACCAUGCUGAAUGCUUGGAAACCAUGACUACAGAAGCUGAAAAAUAUGACCCUGUUUGCCCAAUUUGCACAGUUGGGCAGAAACAAACUUCUAAAAUGUCUAAAAAAGCUUCAAAGGCAGAGGCAGAUUUGAGAAUGAAAUUUCAGAAAAUAUCAAGGAAUCGUGUUAUAGAUAGCUAUCUUGAUGGUGAAGUUGAUAGCUCUGAACGUCAAAAAAUUACAGGGAAAGGGAAGUUACCCAAGAUGGAUGCUAGCAGUAGUUCAAAGAUUGCAUUUGCAAAACCAUUCUUGAAGCGACAUUUUUCUCUUGGAUCAAAGCUCAGUAAAUCUAGUUCAGACUACCAGUCCAGUAAGAAGAAAGGGUUUUGGGCAAGAUAUCGCAAAGAUUGACUUCCAUCCAUUAUUUUAACGUAUUCCUUUUAUUGUCAUUUGAUUAAGCUAGUGUUGCCCGGAGUUAGUGUUUUGGAAAACAUAUUGUCGCAUGUUUUAGCCACCAUAAUGUAUCAUAGUAGAUUGGAGGGCAUUGAAAGAAGCUGAACUUUUGCAAGCAUCACAGGAUUUCCUGACAUCACACAUUCAGAGAAGGUGAUUGGAAUCAGAACUGAUAUGGCACUUGGAAACUGAACUUCCUAGUAUUUCUCUUUUGUAAGCUCUAUUUGUUGGAGUCUGGAUAUCCUCUGCUAACCUGUGAGGACACUAAAUGCUGCUACAGAUCAGCAACUAUAUGCCUCAGUAACAAGAUAGAUUAUUAUUGGUUGUAAUUUCUUAGUGCUGUAUACACCGCAUGUUUUUUUGGCGGUUCCCCUCUAUUAGAGCGAGGUUGAUCAUUGUUAAUGUGGCUCUCCAUGUUGAUUUGGCUGGGUUUGUAGCAUGACUGUUUGGUUACUUGACAAUAGAUUUAUCGUGCAGCCAGUUGCUAACAGCACAAUUAACUUGUCUCUGGUAGAUUUGUGAACAUUAUGCACUGUGUUGCAUUGCACCAUGUUGAACCGUGUAAUUUAUGUCUAUUUAAAGGCCUUGUAAUAGGCAGAUUUCUACAUUCAGUUUGCA
This is a messenger RNA of Chenopodium quinoa (quinoa), 2373 nucleotides long. RefSeq lists its product as uncharacterized. The record is from RefSeq and is a predicted model, not a curated record. The coding region runs from base 448 to 1713 and encodes 421 amino acids. NCBI's taxonomy places the organism in Eukaryota, Viridiplantae, Streptophyta, Magnoliopsida, Caryophyllales, Amaranthaceae. The transcript has 6 exons.